CGUUUACGCUCGGGGGAGGAUCCUGUGGUAGCGUAGCCUCAAAAGGGACGAACAGCUAGCACGACUGUUGCUAAAUACUAUUGCAUUUUUCUUUGCACUCGGGGCAAUUUGUUGUUUUAAAGUAUGAACGAAGGUGAUUUUACAGCAGCUCGGGGGAGAAAACCAGCGGUUCUCGACAAAGUCGACAUGUCAUUAGAUGACAUCAUCCGGUUGAACAAAAAAGAGCAACAGUUGAAAAGGAGACAGGGCCCAGCGACCCGCCGACCAGUCAAGAAGAAAGGCCGUUUAACCCAAGCAAAGGGACUUACAUCAAGAACUGCUGGAGCUUUCCAGAGAGGAGGUGGCGUGCCCCGAGGAGGAGCAUCUAAAUUAAGAAACAGAAGAGUCCCUCCCCCACCUGUACGGCGAAGGGGUCAAGGGGUUAUCACAGGACUGGCAGCCAGGCGGCCAGGUGCCCUGCUGAAACGAGUUGGCACACUCAACAGAGCAGCAAUCAACCAGAAAGCAAGACAGAAAACAAAGCCCUUCAUUCAACGCACUGAAGCCCCAUACAGGAAACCAGAGGUACAGAGGCGGCCGUACAGGCAGCCUGAUCCACAAAGAGUCCAGAAUGCAACAGCGGUCAGGAGACCGUUUCAGCUGCGACGACGACCACUGCCGCCUGUCCAGCAGACUCAGAGGGAAGCACGACAGGCCACGUUUCUUUUCCACAGAGGACUCAAGGUACAGGCCCAGGUGCAAAAGCCAAGUCCUCGCAGUCCUCCAGUCAGAACUCGGCAGUGGCGCACAUCGACAACCAGCAAUGGGAUCUUGACCGUUUCAAUUGACAACCCCACAGCCAGGACUCAGCCUGAGCCUCCCACUGCUUGGACUCUGCAUCCUCCAGCUGCCAUUUCUGCUCCUGUCAAGGUGGAAACAGCGGAGAAGAAAAUACCAAAAGGAGUGCCUCUGCAAUUUGACAUCAACAGUGUUGGAAAACCGCAAACAUCGAUCACCCUCAAUGAGCGAUUCCGCAUCCUAAAAGAUCGACGCACCGCCACGGCACACAUCAGCAAAGGCAGCCGAUUUGUCACUGUGGGUUAGCCGACAAGAAAACAGGCAACGAGUAAAUAACACUCCGAAGACCUUUCGUCCUGCUCAGACCCACACAGUGAACCCCACCUUUGUGACGGAUGGGACGUGCGGACCCACUGACUGACUUUACUAACAGGAGGGAGGUGACAGUGGGGCGACAGGCACAACGGCUCGACUGUGAGAACUCAAGUGUGCAGGUGUCAGUGGAAGGGUUUGUUUAAAAUAAGUUCCCAUUCAUUGUCGAUAUCAUUGUACUCCGCUGUUUGUAUUGUGGAUGUCUUUACUGGGAAGGAAGGAGCUUUUUUUCCUCCACUUUGGACUGGAACAGGUGACACUAUCAUGAAGGCUGCUCGGAAGUAUUUCUUUUCAGAGAGGACCGCUAUGUAUCUGCUCGGGUGGCACGUUUGUCUCUAUACCUUUUUUGUUUUUUUGGAAUUGUUUUGUAAUGUUUCUUCAAAUAAAUGAGUUUCUCUUUAAAGA
Molecule: messenger RNA, 1554 nt
Organism: Epinephelus lanceolatus (giant grouper)
Lineage: Eukaryota; Metazoa; Chordata; Actinopteri; Perciformes; Serranidae
Product: UAP56-interacting factor-like
Biological process (GO): mRNA export from nucleus
Cellular component (GO): nuclear speck
Molecular function (GO): mRNA binding
Source: RefSeq, a predicted model, not a curated record